UUGGCCUGGAGUGUGAGCACGUCUGUUCUUGCCCGUUUCAGAAAAAAGACUGUGAUGGUCUUCAGGAAUGUUAUGUGCCCCAUAGACACGAAUGGAAUUGUAGAUAUGUCUGCAUCAAUCCCUAUUUCGACCAAGGAUGUGCCUCUAUGCACCAGCGUACGUGUCGACCGGAGUUCUGUCACAAUGUCGAGAGCUCAUGCUUGGAGUGCAUGCCACCAUAUAGGGUGUGCGAAAACGAUGCUCAGCAUAAAUACACGGACAUUGCCAACCCGCUUAUUAGAGACUGCGAACAUGGAACCUACGGCCAGGGUUGUGGCUUAAACUGUAGCGUCAAAUGUGAGAAUCAGACCUGUGACAGCAUCACAGGCCGGUGUUUGAGUUGUCCCCCUGGAUGGCGGGGAGACUACUGUGAACAGGAUUGUGAUAAACACUACUACGGAAAAAACUGUACGGAAACUUGCAGCGAAAACUGCGUCGACCAGCUGUGUAACAUAACAGAUGGCGUCUGUCUAAGCUGUCCUGUUGGGCGUCUGGGCGACUUCUGCGAUGAAGAAUGUAGCGACACAACGUUCGGGCCCAACUGCAAACAACAAUGUGACCCUGAUUGUGUGUACGCAGCCAUUGAGAACAAACGCCUGUGUGACGUCAUCACCGGAGAUUGUGUUUUAAAAAGCAAAUUUCCAGCUGACCCAAAUGUUCCUAAAGAUGUGGCCGAGACUGGCUUGCCAAGAGAAAAAUUGAACAGUCAGGACAAGGACUCGAUUGAAGACAAGGUUGAUACAUAUAUACUGUAUUUACUGAUUGUGCUGCUCGCAUUACUUAUUGCAAUCCUGGUCAUCUGCAUAUUCAUACGCAGAAAAAGGAAAACAGUUAAGACGGAGGCUGUCGAAGAUACGUCAGUGCCCAUCGCGAAUCUCAAGGUCUACAUACUAGGACACAACAAGGAAUUCUUUCUUAACCAGUUCAAGGUAGUCACUAAAAAAAUGAAUUAUUUCUUCUUUUUCGUUUCUUUGAAAUUUAAUUGUGUGUUUACUUCAAGUAUAUUUUAA
Messenger RNA from Physella acuta, 1049 nucleotides. Its product is annotated as cell death abnormality protein 1. Gene Ontology annotation, molecular function: scavenger receptor activity. The record is from RefSeq and is a predicted model, not a curated record. Lineage: Eukaryota; Metazoa; Mollusca; Gastropoda; Physidae.